GCAGCAGAGGCUUACUCCUCAACAGCCCUCUAGUCUUCGCUCCUACGACUACCACGCGUUUUCUUUGCUUGCCCAAGACACCUCCACAGAAGGGCUCGUGCUAGUCUGGACUGGCCGGGGCAGUAAUGUCUUUCUCGUGGAAGACGCUGCUGGGCGCAGGAUCUUCUGGAAGCCAGAACGCAGCCUCUGCCUCGACGGUCACAGGGGGCGAGCGGUACGGAGGUGCAGAGGAUGGCGGCGUUGGGGUUGAAGAGGAACACCAGCCCUUGUGGGGUCUGGAGAACUUCGGCAACACUUGCUAUGCCAACUCCAUUCUUCAAGCCCUCUACUUCUGCCAACCAUUCAGAGAAGUCGUGCUGAACUUUGCAGAGCUACCUGGCGAGAAGACGAGCUCUAUCAGAACCAUUUCUCAACUUGCAGAGACAGACUCCACUACUGGAGCCUCGACCAGUCUAUCGUCCUCUGUGCCAUUGGAGAAGUCCAUCUCGAGCUCCGAGGCAAGUACGGACCUAGCAAGUACGGCAGGGACCUCUCUAUCAAAGUCUCCUUGGCAGCACCCUUCCUCUCCAAAAGCGCCCGCUGCAGAACCAGAUACACUGUUGAUAAAUCUGUACCGACUCUUCCGGUCAAUAUCAGCCGCGUCCGCUGAGUACAAACAGAACGAGGCCGCGGCGCUAGCAGCGGCAACGGCAGGCGGAAGCAAGGGCGCUGGUGGCCUUCCAAUCAAGGCAGGCAAGAAUGCAAAAGGUAAAGCAAUGCUGCCAGGACGCCAGACUACCACAAUGAGCAAGAACGGUGGCUCAAGCUCAGGUGUCAACGGCAGCAUAGCUCCUUCCGCUCCCGGCGCUGCCAGGAAGAGGGAUUUGGGAAUCAGUGCCGGUCUUGUGGAUGAGUCGGCUGUCAAGGGCUUCUUGGCAGCUUUGCGGAGAGAAAAUGUCCUUUUUGACUCCACGGCUCAUCAAGAUGCCCAUGAGUUCCUCAACUUCAUGCUAAAUCAGAUCGGAGAGCAUAUGGGAAAGAUAGACGAGCAAAAACGGCAGCGGGAAGCCGCAGAGCGGGGUCAAGUAGAAGAACAGCAGGUAGCAGUGCGGCAUCGGUACCCUGGCGAACCUCAAGAUACACAAGUGCAUCGGCUGUUCGAAGGCACUCUCACGAACGAGACACGAUGCCUCACUUGCGAGGCUGUGACCUCUCGCGACGAAUGCUUCUUGGACCUUUCAAUUGACAUUGAGCAUAACACAUCGGUCACAGCGUGUCUGCGCCAAUUCAGUGCGAGCGAGACUCUGCGCUCACGCAACAAAUUCUUCUGCGACGGCUGCUCCGGUCUGCAAGAAGCAGAGAAGCGGAUGAAGAUCAGGAAGCUGCCUGCUGUCCUUGCUCUUCACCUGAAGAGAUUCAAGUACGAGGAGGAGACCCAGAGGUAUGUCAAGCUGGCCUACCGUGUCGUCUUUCCUUUGCAGCUCCGGCUCUUCAAUACCGCAGAUGACGCAGAAGAUCCAGACCGUCUCUACGAGCUCUUCGGCAUCGUCGUCCACAUUGGUGUCGGCCCUCAUCACGGUCAUUAUGUCUCCAUUGUGAAGGUCGGAACAAAGUGGGCCAUUUUUGACGACGAUGCUGUCCACUACAUCGACCAGUUGGACAUCUCAAAGUACUUUGGAGAUGCUCCAGGGACAGGAUCUGCCUAUGUCUUGUUCUAUCAGGCCAUGGAUCUAGACCGUCAAGCGCUCGGUCUGCCGCCUGAGUCUGCUGCAGAGGUGCGAGCAAAGAUGACACCCUGGCUGGAGGCAAAUCCCCCACCAGGUGUCGAGUCGCACGCUCCAGCGCAAAAGCAGAUCUCGAAUCAGAUGGGCUUACCCACGACUGUGAUGAGCGCCAGUGGUACUGCGUCACCGGCGAGCAUGGCGUCUCCAAGCAUGCACACGGUCAAUCUAGAUCGGCAGAGCUCAGCCAGCUCGGCGCAGGGUACUGCAGGCGGACCACUUAGCGGAGGUCUCUUCAGAAGAAGGGAACGCAACAGUAGCGUCACUCAGACCCUCGCAGGUGACGCUCACGAGCAAAGGGAAAGGGAGCCGAGCAACAGUGGUGGUACCGUUGGCAACGCUACCUCUGGUGGCUGGAGGAGCUUUGGGCGAAAGGCAAAAUCGAGGUCGAUCAGCAUGAGCGAGUCUGCAUCAAAUCAAUCCCAGUCAAGGUCCGCCACUGGUCCAGCUCAGCUGCAGGCUCAAGCCUCUUUUCAAGGAAUCACUCAGGCGCCGCGAGGAUACAUCUCAUCUACGGCUAGUCCCGAGAGGCCACCCAAGGCUCCUGGAGUAGAGGAGAGUGAUGCUGAGUCAGAGUCGACGCAUGCCUCGAGCUCAAUGGGUAGUCGGGGUGGAUCUUCCAGGACUUCGAAGACGAGCGCCCUGGGCAAUUCAAAGCUGGGCAACAGUCAGCCGAUCAUUUCCAUGCCAUCGUCAUCCUCCACAUUCAAAGCGAACCCCUUUGAACAACAGUCUGUAACGGGAGGCAGCGUUGUCAUGACACCACAAGCAUUGCCGUCACCGAUUGCAGAGGUACCAGAUCGGACCAGCCCAUUGGCUCAGCAAGCCUUUCCGGCCCUUCAUGUGUCCGAGGCCAGCCCGACUGGAGGGGAGGAGCCCUCUGGAGGACUGCCGCUCCGUCGGUCACCCGAUCAAGCUGCUACGCCAACAGAGCAGUCGCGACCAUCUCAGUCCUCUUCUGCAACGGACAGACGGUCCAGCAUUGCUUCCUCCAUCUAUCCUCCGCUGGGCGCUACUUUUGCGCCUGUAGACCAUCCGCUCUCAAAGAAGGAUCAGACCAAACUUGCGAAGGAAGCCAGGAGGAGGAGUUCAACGACUAUGGCAGCUGCAGCUGCGGCUGCAGUGGCUAAUCACCAAGCUCAAGUACAAGCUCAAGCUCAGGCCCAGGGUGGUGGACAGGGGCUUGAGCAGCAGCAGCAGCAGCAGCAGACUCAGACUGCUUCCCGUCAGCAUCCUACGACGGGCCCAAGCAGCAGCAGCAAUGGUCCGGCCCCCGUCAGCGGUAUCGGCGAUGGCAACGGCAACGGCCAAGGCGCAGCGCCAGCAGCAGCAGCAGCACCAGGCACUACGACUUCUUCGCAGAAGCCCGCCCAUCCUACCAUUGGUAAAGGUCUCCCUUCGUCUCUGCAAUCCCAGUCUGCUACUCAGUCGACUGCUUCGCCUGCUUCGCCUUCUUCGGCAGCAGUGAAGCGACGGAGCACGCUGAGUCGCUUUGGAUUUGGAUUGGGAAAGGAUAAAGAUAAAGACAAGGACAAGGAGAAGCGCUGAUGGAAUGGGGAUGCCUGCCUGCUCGCCUUUGACUGUGCAAUGGGAUCUGGGUCUUGUCUUGGGACUAGGUGGAGGCUAGAUCCUCCGCCGCCGCCGUCGUCGUCGUCGUUGGCCGUCCUUGUAG
Microstroma glucosiphilum is the source of this 3432-nucleotide messenger RNA. Its product is annotated as cysteine proteinase. Gene Ontology annotation, molecular function: cysteine-type endopeptidase activity; cysteine-type deubiquitinase activity. The transcript has 3 exons. Bases 126 to 3308 code for a protein of 1060 amino acids. The record is from RefSeq and is a predicted model, not a curated record. Lineage: Eukaryota; Fungi; Basidiomycota; Exobasidiomycetes; Microstromatales; Microstromataceae. Gene Ontology annotation, biological process: protein deubiquitination. Gene Ontology annotation, cellular component: cytosol; nucleus.